CUCUCUCCCCCCCGCCCCUCCUCGUAGUGAUUAGGUGGUGGCAGGCAGAAGACAAGUAACAACAUGAAGGGUGGUGAUGUCGAGGUUGGAGUGGCACCACCAUUGUAUCCCGGGAUGAUGGAAAACCCCGAGCUUCGAUGGGCAUUCAUCAAGAAGAUCUAUUCCAUCCUCACCGUGCAGAUCCUCCUCACCGUCGCGGUCUGUGCCGUCGUAGUGGCCGUUCAUCCGAUAGCCGACUUCUUAUUCACGACGAGCCCCGGACUCGCCAUCUACAUUGUCUGCCUUGUUCUGCCAUUCAUCAUUUCGAUCCUCUUGUACACCUAUCGGCAAAAGCACCCUUUCAAUUUUGUUCUACUCGGUUUCUAUACGGUUUCCAUAAGCUUCGUCGUGGGCCUCACCUGUGCCUUCACCAGCGGCAGGGCCAUCUUACAAGCAGCUAGUGUGACGGCAUUGCUAGUCGUGGGCUUGACUCUUUACACAUUCUGGGCAGCAAAACGCGGCCGUGAUUUCAAAAUUCUUGGGCCUUUCCUCUUCUGCUCAUUGGUUGCUCUUAUUGGCUUUUGCGUCAUCCGGUUUUUGUUUCCGUUUGGCAAAAUCACCAAUACCAUCUUCGGCUGUAUUGGGACAAUCAUCUCUAGCGGAUACAUAAUCUACGAUACAGAUAAUCUGAUCAAGAGAUAUGACUACGACAAUUAUAUCUGGGCUUCAGUCAAUAUUUAUUUGGACAUCAUCAACCUAUUCCUUAGCUUUUUCUCACAAGUACUCAAACUGCUUCUCUCUCUUAAGGCUCGAGCGUCGCAGGCCUGAAUCUUCUACAAGGGGGUGAGAGCCUACUGAAGGGGGAGGAGGAGGUGCAACCGGGGGGUGAUAGAUGAAAAGAGCCAUCAUUGACACUCUUAAAAAAUCAUAAGCCUCCUCUUGUAAGUUGGUGACUGAUGAUAAAGUGGUAGAACCUUCACCACCGUCCUUCUCAAACUCUAUAAAUAGGAUGUUGGUCUUUGUGUCUACCAUCAAGAGAGUGGUGAGUGUCUUGAGCAAGAGUUUGGUAAGUUCGUGUGUUCGAGCUCGAGUGUGGAAAUUUUAAGUGUGUGCUCAAGUGCAAAGACGUUGGUACUUGGAUAAUAGCUCACUGUGUGAGUUUGUUGAGGUGAGUUCUUGUAUCUCACUUUUGUAAGUUUCAUCUUGACAAAUAAUGCAAGUAUAUUAUUUAAGUA
This is a messenger RNA of Nymphaea colorata (pocket water lily), 1214 nucleotides long. Its product is annotated as protein LIFEGUARD 2-like. The record is from RefSeq and is a predicted model, not a curated record. The transcript has 4 exons. Gene Ontology annotation, cellular component: membrane. Bases 64 to 807 code for a protein of 247 amino acids. NCBI's taxonomy places the organism in Eukaryota, Viridiplantae, Streptophyta, Magnoliopsida, Nymphaeales, Nymphaeaceae.